This is a messenger RNA of Bemisia tabaci, 3290 nucleotides long. It is a transcript of the gene IntS4, whose product is annotated as integrator complex subunit 4. Lineage: Eukaryota; Metazoa; Arthropoda; Insecta; Hemiptera; Aleyrodidae. The record is from RefSeq and is a predicted model, not a curated record. Gene Ontology annotation, biological process: snRNA processing. Gene Ontology annotation, cellular component: integrator complex.
UUUCAAAAACUCAAAAAGUUGAAUAACAACGCGAAUCCGCAUGAAAUCACGCGAAAGUUUUCGUGCAAUCUUCUUUCAGAAUGCUUGAAUUUUAAAGUUUGCAGUGUCUGAUUAUCACAACAUCAGCACCAUCGUGUGAAAAAAUCCUACAUUUUCUCUUACUAUACCGGCAUGAAAGCAGUAAAGCACCUCAUGUGAUCCUUACAUCGCUCAUGCAUUUCUAACUAAGUACUCUGCGACAGAUCAAGUGUUCUCAUGGUCCUCCCUAAAUGUCAGAAGUUUUCUAUGAUAUAGUUUAUUGAGGCUAUCAUUGCUUCAAUUGAAAGAACUCAGUUUCAUCCAAUGCAUUGAACUAUGGCCAAAGUACUAAAGAAAAGAGCCCUAGCUGAGUACAGUCAUCAAAUAACAACCGAGGUUGAGCCGCCCUUGAAGAAGCUGCGAUUGGUAUCAAAGCCUGUCAUCGAAAACACAGCCACCGUCUACAUUGGUCUUCUCAACAAAUGUAAAACCAGCAAUGAGGCCUUGCAGCUCUUACUACGUAUAUCUGAGUCCUUGCAUUUUCAAGAGGAUGAGGUGUUGCCUGCCAUCAAUCUACUCUUUGAAUACUACCACCAACAAACUAACUCAGCAGUUCGCGUCGUUGUAUUAAGUCUCAUCUGUGAUAUCGCAUCAGACUCCAAAGUCGAUUUGCAGGUUGUGAUAGAGGAUACUCUCAACUCUUUAAAGAAAGAAGAGUCCCACAAAGUCCUGACCCAAGGCCUUUCAACUUUAAUGAAACUCGGGAAGUUGACUCCUGAUAAUGUGUCACUUCAUCUCAAGUUGGUUCAGUUUGCUAAGCAGCAUUUGAACGAUACAAGUUACUCCGUGAAAAACAAAGCAAUGGACUUAAUCGGAGAAUUACAACCACUUGUUGGCAUUUCGGAGUCGAGCGUUCAAGCAACGUUUAAAUUGAUCAUGGACUUCACCCACAGUCAGGAUGCCAGAGUCAGAAGUGCAGCUUUUAACACUGUGAUUGUUCUUCAUGAACGAGGCUUAAAACUGAAACCGUCACAUUACUCAAAUAUCUGUAUAGCCCUGAGAGAUGAUUAUGAGAUCGUUCGGCAAGCUGCGCUCAAACUUGUGUGGAUACUUGGCGUCAAUUAUCCUGAAAACACAAUUGUUUUACCAGAUAGUGAAGAAGAAAUUAGACUGAUUGAUGAUGCUUUUGGAAACAUCUGCACAGCAGUAAAUGACUUGUCUGUCCGCGUGAGAACACAAGCUUGUAAACUCCUUGGCUCUAUGACAGCCGUCAGUUCAAAGUUUCUGCAUCAAACGCUGGAUAAGAAACUUAUGUCUAACAUGAGGAAAAAGAAGUCAGCCCAUGAACGAGAUUUUGAAAAUUUAGUUAGUGGAGAGUGGGCAAGUGGUAACAAAUGGGCGGACGAUAAACCUAGAGAGUUAAUUGAUUCUGAUGCAAUCAGUUUAAUGCGGUCUGGUGCUUGUGGAGCAUUUGUGCAUGGAUUGGAGGAUGAGUUUCUGGAGGUGAGAACAGCAGCUGUUGAGGCUAUCUGCAACCUUGCCCAGGACAACAAUCAAUUUGCGUCAGUCUCUUUAGAUUUUUUGGUGGAUAUGUUCAAUGACGAGAUUGAAGACGUGAGAUUAAUUGCAAUCAACAGUCUUACAAAAAUGUCGCGGCAUAUUGAGCUGCGAGAGGACCAGUUAGAAACUGUUUUAGGAGCUUUAGAGGAUUUUUCAAUGGACGUUAGAGAAGGUCUGCAUUUGAUGUUAGCAUCUUGUCGUCUCUCCACGAAAGAUUGUCUACAAAUGUGCGUGGAUGGUCUUUUGGAUAACUUGAAGAAGUAUCCUCAGGACAAAAAGUCAACAUGGCAUUGUUUGCAGAAAAUGGGCUCAAAACAUCCAACACUUACCUUAUCUCUAGUCCCUUCCUUGUUAGCCAUCCAUCCCUUUUUCGACAUGCCAGAACCCAAUGUGGACGAUCCAGCCUAUAUUUGUAUAUUAAUUCUUGUUCUUAACGCUGCACAACAUUGUCCGCCAAUGCUGCAAUUGUUCGAAGAAAAUACGAUCAAGCAUUAUAGUUACCUAAGGGAUACAAUGCCAAACCUUGUGCCUCAGUUGAAAUUCAAUGUUUCUCUUCAAUCCUCUGAAUUGAAGUCAGUGGAAACAGCAACUUCCCAAUUUUUGGAAUCUUUAUUGAGCAAAAUAGAGGCAGCACCUUCGAAUGGAGUGCGGACAGAGCUCCUUGGUGCUGCGGAAAGAGAUUUGGAUCGCUUGUCGCAAAUAGAUUCAGCGGUAGCAGGUUCGGCAAGACUGAGCGCCCUUUUCAUCUCUUCGCAGCUGCUCUUCUCAAAAAUCAUCAAUAAUAACAUGUUCUGCUCCAAUUCCAACACAGCUCAGCAGACCAAUACUGUCAAGAAUUGUAUGACUCGACUGCUGCAAAACGCUUUGAAAUUAGAGCAUUGUUUUGUUGGAUUAGAUGAACAAAGACUAGCACUGGUUAAACAAUUUAAGCUAAAAGUUUUAGCGUUACACUUGGUCUAUAUUGUUCGGGCAACAAAUCAAUCAGCCAGAGCUCUAACGCAUUUCUUCCUGUCCCAAGUGGACAGGAUACACAAGGAAUUGACGGAGCAAAAGAUAACCCCGGAUUCUUUUACCGCUUUAAUUUUUAAGGAACUGUCAAAAUUAGAGGAAACCAAACCUGGAGCUGUUGCUCGUUGUUUGCAACCUCUCCUUCAGAAGUUCACCCCUCAGUCUCCUCCAAACCCUGAUAAAAAGAUUAAAAUGUGUAGCGUAGAAGUAAAUAGUCCCACAGGAGGUGCAGACAAUGUUCUUAAAUUCACCGCAGGUCUAAUAAUGGGUGUGCCCUUAGACGCUGACCUUUACAAUGUUCCAACACCUAACUUUUUGCGCCUGCGUUUGAAAUAUCCUGACCAACAAACUCACCUCAUUGUUCCUAGACCAUCUCAUUUAAGGCCAGUACCUGAUGACGAAGGCUCUUAUCGCUUAGUAACCACAGCUUUAGUAUCUCAUCAAGUCUGGACAGAAGCCAGUGCGGUGGAACUAAGUGUUGUUUUAGACUUAUCUGAAAAGGACUCUGUCUUGGGUCCUGUUUGUAUAAUUGAUUUGUGCAAGCCAAUCAAACUCUAUGUUUCUCCAAAACCAGUGAAAAGAGGAAUUUAAAUUAUCAUAAUUUUUGUCAAUACCAGUACUUCAGGUAUGAUCUAUUGUUUUUUCCCCUUCACUAUUUUUAAUUUUAAAAUUACUAUCAAAGGAAUAAGAAAUGUGAUUCUUAA